Molecule: messenger RNA, 3063 nt
Organism: Sclerotinia borealis F-4128
Lineage: Eukaryota; Fungi; Ascomycota; Leotiomycetes; Helotiales; Sclerotiniaceae
Source: the annotation of a GenBank genome assembly
AUGGAGAAGGAGAAGGAAAAGUAUAAGGAUAUUGUGAGUGACGGUGACGGUGAUGAAGAUGGUGAUGUUGGUGUUGUUAGGGUUGUGGGUGGUGAUAGUCAAACAAUUGAAAUUUGGGGAAAAAAAGAAGAAGAAGAAGAAGAAGAAGAAGAGAGUGAUAUUGAAAGUCAUGCUAGCACCGAAGAUGAGAAUGAACAAAUUGACCUCUCCUCCCACGAUCCUAGCCAAAGAACCAGCUCUGAAGAUGAUCUCGACCCUUCCCGUCCUCAACUCUUACACCACCUUCAAAACGAUUCUUCAAUCCUCACUCUCGCCGUCGGAUCAAAAUACGUAUAUGCCGGUACUCAAGAUGGAGAGAUCGUAGUCUGGUCCCUCGCAUCCUACGAACUCGUUUCACGCAUUCAAGCACAUACCCGCAGCGUACUCUCUCUCUUCUUAUCCGCAGAUGGCAAGCUACUAUUCUCAUCUGCCGGCGAUGCUAUUGUCAAUGCAUGGUGUCCUACGACUUUAGUCCGCAAAUAUCAUAUCUACAGUACCUACGAUGUCGGCGAUGUAUUUUCCGUGGCAUAUUCCCCGCAAUUGGAGACGGUAUAUUUAGGAGCGCAAAAUACGAGUAUACAAUGGGUGAGCUUGAGGGAUUCCGCGACGAGACCUACGCCAAAUCCAGAACGUCACCCAGAUAGGAGGAAUCAUCGUUUUUUUGAUAGUGUGCAGCAUGGAGGGACGUCUACACCGAGACCGAGACAAGCGGGGAGAGCGGCGGCGGAUCAAGGAGACGUGUUGGAGAUUGAUAAGGCGCAUAUGAAACAAUAUGCGCAUUUUGGCUAUGUGUAUUGUAUGCUCAUGGUUCGGGGCGUCUGCAGACAAGUCGAUGCUGAUGAGGAUAUGCUCAUUUCGGGUGGGGGAGAUGGAACAAUUAAAUUAUGGAAAUUGAGCGAGGAUCAAGAUGAGGGGAUUAAAGAGAUUGAUAAAUUAGGGGAGGAUGAUGCGGAGAGUGUAUUGAGUUUGGCGGUGGAUGGAAGUUUUCUCUAUAGUAGUAAAUUGGAGGGGGUCAUUGAGUUGUGGGAUUUGGAUACGAGACAGAAGUUGAGGGUUAUUAGGGCAAAUAGGGGGGAUGUCAUGACCUUACAAAUGGGGUGGGGGUAUCUUUGGAGUGGGGGAAGUACUGGGCAUGCUAGAAAAUACAGCACGGUACAAUAUGGACAAUAUAAAACCUCGUCGAAUUUCAGCCAAAAGUAUCAAUGUGUAAAACGAUGGAAAGCACACGAAGGGAGAAUCUUGGCUUCUGCAGCCACUACCUAUCGUGGUCAACAACUCUAUAUCACUGGUGCAAACGAUUGUUCUGUUUCCAUAUGGGAUGUCACUGGUUGUGAUAUGGGCACAUAUCCAAAACGCGAGUCACUUCAGGACGAUCAACUUAUCAAAUCUUUGCAAGAUUUCGUAGCAUUCAAAACAAUUUCCGCAAGACCUGAUCAUGCCGAAGAUUGCCGACGUGGUGCUACGUUUUUGAGAACAUUGUUCAAGAAACAUGGUGCUGUUACUGAGAUGCUGACUACCGAAGCUCACCACAAUCCGAUUGUGUAUGCCAAGUUUAAGGGGAAUCCCGAGACGGCUGGAAAGAGGAAGAAAAUUUUGUUUUAUGGACAUUAUGAUGUUGUCCCUGCUGAUGAUAAGCAGAAGAAAUGGAUUAUUGACCCAUUUCAAAUGAAGGGGGUUAAUGGUUAUCUUUACGGAAGAGGAGUGAGUGAUAACAAGGGACCAAUCAUGGCAGCUCUUUAUGGAGUUGUGGAUUUGGUUCAUGAGAAGGCUUUAGAUUCUGAUAUCACGUUUUUGAUUGAGGGAGAAGAAGAGAGUGGAUCAAGAGGUUUCAAGGAUGCCGUGAGGAAACACAAGGAGUUGAUUGGGGAUAUCGAUUAUAUCAUUCUUGCUAAUAGUUAUUGGCUUGAUGACGAGGUUCCUUGUUUGACAUAUGGUCUUAGAGGUGUUCUUCACGCUACUAUCAAAGUCAAUAGUAAUCAUCCAGAUGUUCACAGUGGAGUUGAUGGAAGUUUCAUGAUGGAUGAGCCACUUUUCGAUUUAACUGCUAUCCUCGCCAAGCUAAAGGGUCUUCAUAAUCGAAUUCAAAUACCUGGAUUCUAUGAUGAAAUCCUCCCUCUAACCCCAGCUGAAGAAGCUCGAUACGAUGAUAUCGUGUCGACACUUCUCCGUCGCAAUCCUGAACUUGGACCAGCGGAAAAUCUCAAACAAUCUAUCAUGGCAAGAUGGAGAGAACCAAAUUUGACGGUCCAUCGCUAUAAAGUUUCAGGGCCAGAUGGUUCUCUGGUUUCAUCACACGCAAGCGCAGCCAUAUCUCUUCGUCUAGUUCCAAAUCAAGAAGUCGACGAUGUCAUCAAAUCUCUCACCAAGUUCCUCGAAGAUGCUUUUGCAAAACUCGAUACGCAUAACCAUCUUACUAUCAAUAUUGACAAUCAAGCAGAUGCCUGGCUCGGCGAUCCUGAGAACGAAAUUUUCAGAACGUUGGAGGAGGCUAUUAUGGAAGUUUGGGGCCCCAUCACCGAUCAUACGAGGAGAAGCAGCGUGCAAGGUCCUAAAAAGGAAAACUCAUCUAUAAGUCCCAUUAGUGCAUCUCCAAGCCUUAAACCAACACCGGCAACAACAACGAGUUUGACGGGUGGGAGUGAUCAUACGAGUUUAGCGGCGACACCAGUGGAUCUUGCUAGUUUGGAUUUGGGGGAUAGAGAUUGUGGAAAGAAUGGAAACGAGAACGAGGAAGAUGAUGAGAAUGAGAAUGGCGGGAAUGGAAAUGGUAAAAAGAGUAGAGAGGGGAAAGGACUAGGGAGAAAACCGUUGUAUAUCAGAGAGGGAGGUUCGAUUCCUAGUAUUCGAUUCUUAGAAAAAGAGUUUGGGGCACCGGCGGCUCAUUUGCCUUGUGGGCAGGCGAGCGAUAGUGCGCAUUUAGAUGUUAUGUUGGGAGGAGUUGAGCGAGGAGGUGAGGAGGUGGGAGGUUUAAACUUUGAGGAGGGGCGUAAAGUUGAUUGGGUGGAUGGAGGGGUGGAUGAAUAG